Rhinichthys klamathensis goyatoka is the source of this 2411-nucleotide messenger RNA. It is a transcript of the gene plcd4b, whose product is annotated as phospholipase C, delta 4b. The record is from RefSeq and is a predicted model, not a curated record. Gene Ontology annotation, biological process: lipid metabolic process; intracellular signal transduction. Bases 87 to 2324 code for a protein of 745 amino acids. The transcript has 16 exons. Gene Ontology annotation, molecular function: phosphatidylinositol-4,5-bisphosphate phospholipase C activity; calcium ion binding. NCBI's taxonomy places the organism in Eukaryota, Metazoa, Chordata, Actinopteri, Cypriniformes, Leuciscidae.
CCUGCACACGCAGCAGCAAAGACUCAGAGCCCAUCCUCCUCAUCUGAUGUUUAUAUGCUUCAGUCCGAAAAGGUGCAUUAUAGAAAAUGGAAUCACUUCAAUCAUGCUGUGGACGGAGUCAUCAAAACCUUGAAGUAAUGAAGGCAGGGAUGUUUUUACGCAAGGUGAAGUCUCGUAUGUGGAAGCGUCAGCGGCACUACAAACUUCAGGAGGACUGCAAGACUGUCGCAUAUAAAUCCAGCUGGGCAAUAAACUCUUAUUCUACCUUCUCCAUCAGUGAUGUGGAGGCUGUUCGUGAGGGACAUCAGUCGGAGAUGCUCCUCAGUGUAGCGGAUGAGUUUCCUGCUGACCGCUGCUUCACACUGGUGUUCCGCGGCCGCAGAGGAAACCUGGAUCUGGUGGCCGAGUCAGCGGAGGAAGCUCAGGCCUGGAUUCAGGGCGUAAGAGCCCUCAUGGAGAACAUUGAGAACAUGGAUGAGAGCACCAAACUUGACCAAUGGAUCUCAGACUGGUUUUUGAAAGCAGAUCGGAACAAGGAUGGAAGAAUGAAUUUUAGGGAGACAAAAAAACUGCUGAAAAUGAUGAACGUGGACAUGAAUGAAGAACAUGCAUACUGUCUUUUUAUGAGGGCAGAUAAGUCGGAGUCAGGAACCCUGGAAGAUCAGGAGUUUGUGGAGUUCUAUAAGAUGCUCACCGAGAGAAUAGAGGUGCUGGAUUUAUUCCAGGAUUAUUCCAGUGAUGGACAGAUCUUGUCUCAGUGUGAUCUGGAGGAGUUCCUGAGAGAGGAGCAGCUAGAGGGGGAGGCCAGUUAUGAACAUGCCCUUCAGCUGAUUGAUCGAUAUGAGCCUUCAAACACAGCCAGAAUGAAUCAUUCAAUGUCAAUCGAUGGGUUCCUAAUGUACCUGACGUCUCCUGAGGGAUCCAUCUUCAAUCCAGAGCGGCAGGGCUUCUUUCAAGACUUGAGCCAACCUCUUGCCCACUAUUACAUCUCGUCCUCACACAACACUUACCUCAUGGAGGACCAGCUAAAAGGACCAAGCAGCGUUGAAGCCUACAUCCAGGCUCUGAAGCGAGGCUGCAGGUGUGUAGAGGUGGACUGCUGGAAUGGACCGAAUGGGGAGCCGGUAGUUUAUCAUGGACACACAUUCACAUCUAAGAUUCUCCUCAAAGACGUGAUUACUACUAUUGCAAAUUAUGCCUUUAAGGCAUCUGAGUAUCCACUCAUCGUGUCUAUUGAAAACCACUGCAGCAUAGAGCAACAAGAAGUCAUGGCUCGACUUUUCAGAGAUAUCCUGGGAAAUAUGUUGCUGACGAGCACAGUAGAUGCCAAAGUGGCCAGUGAACUCCCAUCCCCAGAGGCACUUAAGAGGAAGAUCCUGUUAAAAGGAAAGAAAAUUAGAAAUGAAUCAGAGAGCCUCACAGAUGAAGUCAGUGAUGAGGACGAGGCAGCAGAAAUGAAUAAGGACUGUCCGGCAUCGGAGAGUCCACCAACAGAUGCAAAGAAAUCGAAGCAAAAUCUAUGCAAAGAGCUCUCAGACCUGAUGUUCUGUAAGAGUGUACAUUUCCACAGCUUUGAACAUUCCCGCACCUCUGCUAAGCCUGAUGAGAUGUCAUCGUUCUCUGAGUCUAAAGCCCGUAAAUAUUCCAAGGAAGCAGGUUCAGAUUUCGUUCUGCAUAACACCAGGCAGCUGACAAGAGUGUAUCCAAGUGGAAUGAGAACGGAUUCAUCAAAUUAUUGUCCACUGGACAUGUGGAACAUGGGAUGCCAGAUUGUGGCAUUAAACUUCCAGACUGCAGGAAUGGAAAUGGAUCUUAAUGAUGGGUUGUUUACUCAGAACGGCUGCAGUGGCUACGUUCUAAAACCUGAGAUACUGUGCAACAGAGAGAGACUCUUUGAUCCUGAAAAACCUGAGGAACGUGAGGAUUACCACCCUUUACUGUUCUCUGUGAAGGUUAUUAGUGGGCAACAGCUCCCUAAAGUAAGGCAAAAAGAAUGGUCCAUUGUAGACCCCCUGGUAAGGGUGGAAAUUUAUGGUGUUCCUCUGGAUCAAGCCAAACAGGAGACCAAAUACAUUGACAACAAUGGAUUCAACCCAUGUUGGAAUGAAUCGUUGCAGUUCACAAUCCACACCCCUGAGCUGGCACUGGUGCGUUUUGUAGUUGAAGACUAUGAUAAAGCAUCUAGGAAUGACUUCAUAGGGCAAAACACUCUUCCUUUUACCUGUAUUCAACCAGGAUAUCGCCAUGUGCAUCUGUUGUCCAAAGACGGAAUGAGUAUCCAUCCAUCCUCCAUCUAUGUUCAUAUCAAAAUCGCAGAGCUGUGAUUUCACAAUUCCAGGAGUAUCAUUUACAAUGCUUGAAACUUGUUCUGAAGAGCUAAUAUUUCUCAGACAUAUCUGUAAAUUGUAAAA